GUUACAGCCUAGCCCCCGGGAGUUGGUGAUUCCAUAUGGAAGGCUUGGUGGGAACAAAAAAACCAAGAGAGAGGUUGGGGAAGUUGUCUCUGGUUUCUCAUCUCAGAAUUCUACACUGUGAACAAAGAAGACCAUAAAUCGUGGCAUACCUUGGUGAAUACACUGAAGGGUUCAAGAUGGUUAGCAACAGUAAUGGUGAUAGUGAGACUAACUGCAGCAUCACUGAUAUGCAAUUUCGGUACCACUUGUAUGCAGCCACCUACACCAUCAUAUUCAUCCCUGGUCUUCUUGCCAACAGUGCAGCCUUGUGGGUUCUGUGCCGCUUCAUCAGCAAGAAAAACAAAGCAGUCAUUUUCAUGAUCAAUCUCUCUGUGGCUGACCUUGCUCACGUGCUGUCCUUACCCCUCCGGAUUUACUACUACAUCAGCAAGGAGUGGCCUUUCCAGAGGGCCCUUUGCCUGCUGUGCUUUUACCUGAAGUAUCUCAACAUGUAUGCCAGUAUUUGCUUCCUGACAUGCAUCAGCCUUCAGAGAUGUUUUUUUCUCCUCAAGCCAUUCAGAGCCCGAAACUGGAAGCGUAGGUACGAUGUGGUCAUAAGUGCUAUCAUCUGGGUCACUGUGGGGAUUGCUUGUUUACCAUUUCCCAUCCUCAGAAGCACGAAUUUAGGCAACAACACUAACUCCUGCUUUGCUGAUCUUGGCUACAAGCCAAUGAAUGCAGUGGUUUUGGUCACAAUGAUUACAGUUGCUGAACUUGCUGGAUUUGUGAUUCCAGUGAUCAUCAUUGCAUAUUGUACUUGGAAAACCAUUAUAUCCUUAAAAGAACCAUCAAUGGCUUUUCAAGGGAUCAAUGAGAAGAAAAAAGCACUUCGGAUGGUUUUCAUGUGUGCUGCAGUCUUCUUUAUCUGCUUCACUCCCUAUCAUAUUAACUUUAUUUUUUAUACCAUGGUAAAGGAAACCAUCAUUAGCAGUUGUUCCAUUGUCAAAAGUACACUGUAUUUCCAUCCUUAUUGUCUUUGCCUUGCAAGUCUCUCUUGCCUUUUUGAUCCAAUUCUGUAUUAUUUCAUGGCUUCAGAGUUUCGAGACCAACUAUCUCGCCAUGGCAACUCUGUGACCCGUUCUCGGCUCAUGAGCAGGGAGAGUGGUUCAUCAAUGGUUAGCUAAAAAAUAAAUUGUCUUUUUAAUUAUGA
Cavia porcellus (domestic guinea pig) is the source of this 1189-nucleotide messenger RNA. Its product is annotated as putative P2Y purinoceptor 10. The record is from RefSeq and is a predicted model, not a curated record. NCBI's taxonomy places the organism in Eukaryota, Metazoa, Chordata, Mammalia, Rodentia, Caviidae. Gene Ontology annotation, biological process: positive regulation of Rho protein signal transduction; phospholipase C-activating G protein-coupled receptor signaling pathway. Gene Ontology annotation, molecular function: G protein-coupled receptor activity. The coding region runs from base 177 to 1163 and encodes 328 amino acids. The transcript is spliced from 2 exons. Gene Ontology annotation, cellular component: plasma membrane.